Messenger RNA from Pogoniulus pusillus (Red-fronted tinkerbird), 4176 nucleotides. It is a transcript of the gene G2E3, whose product is annotated as G2/M-phase specific E3 ubiquitin protein ligase. Lineage: Eukaryota; Metazoa; Chordata; Aves; Piciformes; Lybiidae. Gene Ontology annotation, molecular function: ubiquitin-protein transferase activity. Gene Ontology annotation, cellular component: nucleus. Bases 423 to 2642 code for a protein of 739 amino acids. The transcript has 17 exons. The record is from RefSeq and is a predicted model, not a curated record.
CCCUUCCGGGCCGGCGGCGGAUGUUGGGGUUUGAAUCGUGUGUCGGUUUGCGCCGGCGGCGGCAGCUCUGCGCGCAGUGUUGGCGGGGCUGUCUGCGGAGCGAGUUGCGCCGCGCCUUGAAUGAGCUGAGGAUUUGUCCUGCUGCCUGUGGCCUCGGAGUUGGCUGAGCCGGGGGUACAUGUGCGUCUCCAGCCCGGUCGGGCAUUUUAUAACAUGCUGAAGUGAAACUCUGAUAUAUUCAGGACUCUGAAACUGACGGUGACCAUUCUUGGGAAUCACAGAAUCACAGAAACAUUCAGGUUGAAAAAGAUCCUCGGGAUCACCAAGUCCAAACUCUGUUCUACAACCUUUACCCCUGAACAAUAUCCCCAAGCACCACAUCUAAACGACCUUUAAACAUAUCCAGGCAGUCAGAAGUCAGAAUGAGUAAUACCAACAAUUUUGAUGUUCAAAGUCCACUCUGUGUUCUCUGUGGACGGACAGAUGACUGCCCUAAAAAGUAUGGAGAAAAAAAGACCUUUGUGGAAUACAAUGUCACUGUUCAUUAUUACUGUUUGUUGAUGUCAAGUGGCAUUUGGCAGAGAGGGGCAGAAGAUGAAGGUGUGGAUGGAUUUUUAUUUGCAGACAUUAGAAAAGAAGUAAAGAGAGCUUCAAAACUGACAUGCAACAUCUGUAAGAAAAAGGGUGCUUCAAUAGGAUGUGUAGAUCCUAGAUGCAAACGAAGUUACCAUUUUCCUUGUGGGGUACAGAAGGAAUGUAUUUUCCAGUUCAUGGAAGACUUCAGAUCUUACUGUUGGGAACAUAAACCAGUCCAAAAGAUUCCAGAUAAAGAAUGUAAAGGAAGCUCACAGUGCACAAUAUGCCUGGAUUUGAUUGAACAGCUUCCCUUGUACUCUGUAUUGAGAAGUCCUUGCUGUAAAAACGCUUGGUUUCAUCGAGAGUGCUUGCAGUAUCAAGCUUUGAGUGCCGGAAUAUAUUUCUUUAGGUGCACAGUAUGUAAUAACAAGGACACAUUUCAGAAAGAAAUGCUGAGAAUGGGCAUACACAUUCCAGAAAAGGAUGCAUCUUGGGAACUUGAAGAGAAUGCAUAUCAAGAGCUGCUGCAGUGUUAUCAACACUGUGAUAUUAAAAGGUGUCUAUGCAAGAAAGGAAGAGACUAUAAUGAACCUGACAGUAGUAAAUGGGAAAUAAAGCGUUGUCAGUCCUGUGGUUCCCGUGGAACUCAUUUGGCCUGUUCAUCUCUGAAGUCAUGGGAGCAGAACUGGGAGUGCAUGGAAUGUAGGAGUAUCUUUGCAAAAUCAGGAAAGUACAGCAAAAAGAAAAAGCGUUCUUUGGCUACCACUUACAAGACAGAUGGGACACCUUGUUUGUUUGAAGAGCCUUCUCCCAAGUGCCCUCGGCAGUCAUCUGGAACCCAACACAGUUUUCUUCUCCAAUCACCAAAGAGAAUGUGUCAGAACAACUCAAACCUAGAACUUCCUGCAUCCAACAGAGUGGCAAUGUCCUUAUCUCCAAUGAUGUCAAACAGGAAAUGCUCCCUGAGGAAACGGCAUUUAGUAAAGGAAAGAAGGGAAGCUUCUAAUACUCUGAAGGCUUUAAAACUACAAAUUAGUACGAAACCUACAAGGCUUAACAUCAAUGCAGAAAAUAUCUGGAACAGUGCUUUAAAAGGAUUUAGAAAACGCAGCUUCAGUCCUACAAACAGCAUUGAAGUCAAGUUCACAAAAUGCAACAGAUUGAAGACAGAUACUACUGUAUCAAAACACCAUUUCUUCCAACUGCUAAUGCUUCACCUUCAGAAUUCGUCAUUGUUUGAGGGCUCUUCUGCAAAGAACUUGUCUCUUGAUUAUCAAGCUGUAAGAGAGGACCUCUAUUUUGAAGCUGGUAAAAUGAUUGCAGUUUCUCUGGUUCACGGUGGCCCAUCUCCUGGUUUCUUUUCCAAAACACUUUUCAAUUGUCUUGUCUAUGGUCCAGAGAACGUGAAGCCAACUUUGGAAGAUGUUGCUGAUGUUGGUGUAGCAGAAACAAUAAAAAGGAUAAAAUAUGCAAAUAGUCUGUUUAGCCUAAAGACUAUCAUACAUGACUGUUAUGCGUUCCUUGCUGCGGCUGGAUGUUUAAGACCUGUAACAGAGCUGGGUGAUAAGGAUAUGCUGGUUGAUGACAUACUUUACUAUUAUGUGAUCAAGAGAAUCAUCUUACCCUUAGAAAGUUUUAAGCAAGGUUUGGAAACUCUUGGUGUGCUAGAGAAAAUGCAAGCACACCCAGAUGUGUUCUCUAGUAUAUUUUGCCACAAACCUGAGAGACUCUCAGCAGAAACUCUUUGUGAUCUCUUCACAAUCCAUUCCUCGUCAAAUGUAAAUCAAGUUGGAGGUGCUAAUUUUUGGAUGAUUUAUUUAAAAGAUGUGGAAAGUGGCGAGUCUGCAGUGACACUGCAGGAUGUUCUGUUCUUCGCAACAGGCUCUCUUUCUGUACCACCCGUUGGUUUUGAUCCUGAACCUACUGUUAAAUUUUUGCAUAUAAGGUGUCCCAUUGGAAACAGGCUCCUUAAUUGCUUGGAGCUCCCUAUAACAAAGACAUAUGAGGCAUUUAAGAAGAAAAUGGAGUUCACCAUCAGAAACGUCCUAAGAGUUGAAAGAGAAUAAAUAUUCUUGCUAUUAAACUGGAUUUUGAAAACAUCAUAUUUCCACAGGAUCAUCUGCUUGCAAAUUGCUAGUGCAUUUUUGGACAGCAUGCUCUCAGUCUUCUCCCACUUUCCCCCAAAGAUAUGCUAAAAGUAGUAAUCCUGUAAGACGGAAAACAAUUUUCAAAUUUAAGUUUCUGUUGAACCAUCUUCCUAAAGUUGGCUUUGUGUCAGCAGGCUCUUGCAGAAGUACUUUAAACAUCUUGCUAUAGACAAGUAUGAAAUAUUACCACACUCUUAAAUUCUACCAGUUUCCAACAGGUAAGUAUGCUAAUUGUAUGACAAACUUAAGUAACUUUGAUAAAUAAGUUAAAUUGGGUACAUUCUGAACGUAGCUGCUGUGGAGCUUUGUCUUAAGUAAAACUGUGAUAUAAUUCUUUAGUUGUUUCAUGCCUUUUUUUAAUUGUUUUUUAUAUUGAUGGUGAUUCAUUUAUCUUUUAGAGGAUUGAUACAGAUUUUUGAGUUAUGAAAUGGGACAGUUUUAAGGUCAUUGUGGUUAGUGCGUUAAGAUAGAAUCAAAGUUUGGAGAACACCUACGCAUAAUGAUCUGCCACAAGGACUUGAGUUUCUGUUGUUGAACAAAAUCUUUGACAUUUGCACAAGUUUCUGCAUUCUACUUCUGCACAUUACUUUUUCAUUAUGCAUAUAGCUGAAGUCUUAAAUAUGAAAAGAGUGAUCUUUCAAAAUAGAAACACAAGUUGAGCUUAAAAUUGUUGAGUCUGAAAGUGUAAGAAUUUGUUGCUCCUUUGUCUUUCAGUACUUUCAUAGCAAUAUGCAGUAUCACUAUUUGUUAAACUAAAGGCAGUCCACCAUUAAGGUUGUCAAUGCCUGACACUUUCCAAGCUUUUAGUGUAAACUGUUCCUGUUCAGUUUUAGCUGCACUCUAAGGAACUUCAACUGUAUAAAAUACAUUUCAAUUCUGCAAUAUUUGUAUAAACACCAUUAAGCUUUAAAAGUAGUGAAAUACCUACACGGUAACACUUCAGUGUUACUAGUACUAAAACUGAAGCAAAAAGGAUAUUUAAGUACAAGUUUCUUAAAUUACUAUUUCCCCUGACAAUUUGGCCACUUAUACUAUGUCCUAAACACAGGUUAUGCUGUAGAUGCAUAUAUCCAUAUAUUUCUAAGUUCUCCAAAACACUGAAAAGUAAUGAUAGACUUGAUUAACACAGCUUGGGUCUUAAUUGAAAAUACAAGGAUUUAUUUGCUUUUGAAUGCUGUGACAAGAAAGUACAUCCACAGUAAAUUAUAAAUAGAUAGGUGCUUAAAAAAACCCCAACCCUCCAGACUAAUCUGGUCUCAAGUUCUGAUUCAGGAUUCAUUGCAAGUAAUCCUCUUGAUUAAAUUGUGUUACUUAAUGCUAAUUACAUAAAAAUGAACUGCAACUGAAUUGUGAAAGUGGUAGUAGAGACUCACUGAAUUUGAGGCCGUGUUAUAAAGGAACAAAGACAAAGAGUAUUGAAAUUACCCAAAGAUGGUUGUGCAAAUGACCCAUU